Molecule: messenger RNA, 1044 nt
Organism: Triticum dicoccoides
Lineage: Eukaryota; Viridiplantae; Streptophyta; Magnoliopsida; Poales; Poaceae
Product: heavy metal-associated isoprenylated plant protein 39-like
Exons: 3
Coding region: 206-682 (158 amino acids)
Molecular function (GO): metal ion binding
Source: RefSeq, a predicted model, not a curated record
CCCUUGCCAUCCACCAUUUGUCCGUCGCCAGUAGCCACAGAAUCCAUCGACAGAGCCCAGAGAGAGAGACAGAGUACUGCACAGCACACGCCGGCCGUUCCAUUUCGCUCCGCCCUCCCGCCUUGCCCCGUUGCUGAGUUCCCGCCGGCUCGCCCGUAGGAGCAGUUCGCCGCCGUUGAAGCACCCUCCCCGGUCGCUCGCCGCCAUGAAGAAGGUUGUGCUCAAGCUGGACGUGCACGACGACAGGCACAAGGCCAAGGCGCUCAAGGCCGUCUCCGGUCUCCACGGCAUCGACCAGCUGGGCGUGGACAUGAAGGACCAGAAGAUGACCAUCGUGGGCACCGUCGACCCCGUCGCCGUCGUCGGCAAGCUGCGCAAGCUCUUCCCCGGCGUGCAGAUCGUCUCCGUCGGCCCGGCCAAGGAGGAGAAGAAGGACGACAAGAAGGACGCCGGCGGGGACAAGAAGCCCGCCGGAGACAAGAAAGAGGGCGACAAGAAGGACGGCGACAAGAAAGACGGAGACAAGAAGGACGGCGGCGACAAGAAGCAGCAGGAGGCGAAGCCGCCCAUGUCCGUGUACCCGCACUACGCCUACGCGCACUACGGCUACCCGCCGCCGCCGCCGCCGCGCUACGUCGUCCACAGCGCCGAGGAGGACCCCAACUCGUGCGUCAUCUGCUGAUCGACGCCGGCGCCCACCCCCCUUGUACAUUUCGUCGCCGUCCUGCCUGUCUUCCUCUGCUGCCGGUGGUUGGUGGUGGCUGCAAUCAUCAGCCUACCCGGUGCAGCGAUCGACGGCGUCGUUUAUCCAGUUAGAUAUACAGUAUGACCGUGUAAUUACCGGUUGCAUCGGCAGCUGCUGUUUGGCUUGUUUUUGGAGAGAUGCAGUAGUAGCACAUGCAUCAUGUCUGCUGAUCAGUUUGUAGAGCGCAUACACGUGAGUGAGAAGAACUAUAAAGAUGUACUACGUACGUAUCACUUUUGAGAGUAUAAAUUUGAGAAUAUUACUGCCCAGCUGGUCUCAAAAGUAUUGGGAAAGCGUUA